UCAGUACUCUUGUUUAAAUACCGAGAGCAGGUGAGCCCAAACGCUCGCCACUCUCUCAAGGGACUGGAAAACACAACUACAUCCUGACCAGCAGUCCUGGUAACCAGACCUAACAAUGUGUGAUGAGGAAGAGCCAACUGCUUUGGUGUGCGACAACGGGUCAGGACUGGUGAAGGCCGGAUUUGCCGGCGACGAUGCCCCACGGGCUGUGUUCCCUUCCAUAGUAGGGCGUCCGCGUCAUCAGGGUGUGAUGGUGGGCAUGGGUCAGAAAGACUCUUACGUAGGAGACGAGGCCCAGAGCAAGAGGGGUAUACUGACCCUGAAGUACCCCAUCGAGCACGGCAUCAUCACCAACUGGGACGACAUGGAGAAGAUCUGGCACCACACCUUCUACAACGAGCUUCGCGUGGCCCCCGAGGAGCACCCCGUCCUGCUCACCGAGGCCCCCCUGAACCCUAAGGCCAACAGGGAGAAGAUGACCCAGAUCAUGUUUGAGACCUUCAAUGUCCCAGCCAUGUAUGUGGCCAUCCAGGCUGUUCUGUCUCUGUACGCCUCUGGUCGCACCACAGGUAUUGUUCUGGAUGCUGGGGAUGGUGUGACCCAUGACGUGCCCGUAUAUGAGGGCUACGCCCUGCCCCACGCCAUCAUGAGACUGGACCUGGCCGGGAGGGACCUGACCGACUACCUGAUGAAGAUCCUCACUGAGAGGGGCUACUCCUUUGUUACCACUGCUGAGAGAGAGAUUGUACGCGACAUCAAGGAGAAGCUGUGCUACGUGGCUCUGGACUUUGAAAAUGAGAUGGCUACAGCUGCCUCUUCCUCCUCUCUGGAGAAGUCUUAUGAGUUGCCCGACGGUCAGGUGAUCACCAUCGGUAACGAGAGGUUCCGUUGCCCAGAGACCCUCUUCCAGCCCUCCUUCAUUGGCAUGGAGUCUGCCGGUAUCCAUGAGACCACAUAUAAUGGUAUUAUGAAGUGUGACAUUGACAUCCGUAAGGACCUGUAUGCCAACAACGUCUUGUCCGGUGGCACCACCAUGUAUCCGGGUAUCGGGGACCGAAUGCAGAAGGAGAUCACCGCCCUGGCUCCCAGCACCAUGAAGAUCAAGAUGAUUGCCCCCCCUGAGCGCAAGUACUCUGUUUGGAUUGGCGGCUCCAUCCUGGCCUCCCUCUCCACCUUCCAGGCCAUGUGGAUCAGUAAAGACGAAUAUGAAGAGGCCGGACCUUCAAUCGUCCACAGGAAGUGCUUCUAAAUUCUUUCCCUUCAGCCUACAACUCCCAAGCCUUUGCUCGUUGUCUUUUCUCAUGGGCCUGUAAUACCCACGGAUGACCCUUGCUGUUUGUUUACUAUUUCAGCAAUGUUCCUAGCUAGACUAUCAUUACCUGCGCUGUAACAUAUGUGACCUUGCAAAAAAUAUGUAAUAAAU
This is a messenger RNA of Esox lucius (northern pike), 1423 nucleotides long. It is a transcript of the gene acte1, whose product is annotated as actin alpha cardiac muscle 1c. The record is from RefSeq and is a predicted model, not a curated record. NCBI's taxonomy places the organism in Eukaryota, Metazoa, Chordata, Actinopteri, Esociformes, Esocidae. Bases 116 to 1249 code for a protein of 377 amino acids. The transcript has 8 exons.